ACUUAAUUAACAAGUCACCAUUGACAAGACCGAGGACUCCAAGGCUUGAUCGGGAAACUACAGACAAGGUGCUUUGCCCUUGAUGACCUUCAGGUACCAUGUCAAGGUCAAUUGCUUUCAUUACAGUUUGCCAUUUAAUACUGAGAGUUUCAUCGAUUCUUCCGCCUCCACGGAAUGUCCAGCUGGUUUCGAAAAAUUUUCAACACAUCCUGACCUGGGAGGACAGCAUUAAUAAUGAGACUGUCAGAUAUUACAACGUAUACUACCGUCUCAAGAGAAGCGUACGGUGGAUUCCUGUUGAUGAAUGCUCCAAUAUUACCAACCUGUGGUGUGAUCUUUCGGACUAUUUCUCAGAGCCUAAGGUGUAUUAUGGAGCCAUCGUGCAAAGCUUUAUACAUAAUGACGUAUCAAAUGUGUCAUCUUCUAAGUGGCUGAUUCCAAUUCGUGACACAUCACUGGGUCCACCAAUAGUCAGUCUUGUUGGAUGUGACAAGUGUGUUCGUGUUACUAUAAACCCUCCCAAAUCACACCUUAAGAGUAAAGACACAAAGCUCACUAUUCCCAUUCUGCAUGAAGAAGUGUAUCCUCUGCUCAUCUACACAAUUUCAGUGAUGCAGCCGGAUCAGGACACACAGCCAUACCCAAACCUGGCACAAGUGGCAAGUCAUGAGAACUUUACUACUGUGGUUAAACAUUUGCUUCCAAGCACCAAGUAUUGUGUAGCUGUUACUGUAAGUGCGAGUAGUAACUUAAACAUGCCGAUACAGUCUGCCUGGAAAUGUGCCACCACCAAAUCAGAUCACGGAAAAGGUUGGAAUGUAACCAAUGCCACUAUUUCCGCCAUUAGUGUAUUUGUUAUUUUAAUUGGAUUUUUAUCGUUAAUUGGACUGAAUAUUACUGGAUACAUUUGCUUCAGAAAGAACAUGCUCCCCAGUGUUCUGACAUUGACUCCAAAAUCAGAGAGUGUAUUUUAUGAAAACCCUGUACUUCAUUACGCUGCAGCUGUAGCAACUGAGGAAUCAUUAACCGAGAACCAAGACCACGGAAUAGAACGUGAAUACCGUUGCCCAAAUUAUAGUCCAAGAAGGAUGCUGGAUAACGACCAAGGCGACAGAAGUGGCCAAGAAAACAGUGAUUCAGAUCCUUCUGGAACACCUCCAUUAGCUGAAAGUAGUGGUCCAAACUGUGGAUUUCCAUCCAACACCGGAGCAUCAAGAGAACCCCUACCUGUCUUAGGCUGUGAUGAAAUGAAUCAUUUUUCACCUGUUAAGUUGAACAUCAACCCCCAUAUUUCAUGUUGCAGGGAAGAAAGGGUUAAUAUUGAUCUCCAUUCCGUAUUAGUAGGGGAUCUUGAAAACCUCUGGAUAGGUUCCAAAGAUUUAUCUCAAGAGAAAUCCAGAGAGACUAAUGCAGCUUUAAAUGGUUCUGAAGAUCCACCUACCGUAUAUGAACCUAGGCUCUUUGUUAAUAUUUUAAAACUGGAGAUACCAAGAACUCAGGUGUUGAAGGAACACAGCUUGGAGGCGAUUCCUUCAGAUAAUAAUGGUGCUCGAUACUCAGAGGACCCUUGCACUUGGGAAUAUUGGUACCGCAUCGCGCUUGUAGCGGCAACUUCAUCCGCUCCACCACCUCCAUGGAACGUCCAGCUGGUCUCUAAAAAUUUUCAACAUGUCCUCACCUGGGAGAACAACAAUACCUGCGCUUCUGUAUUCUACUGCUGCUAUUUUUGCGGAAAUUCCCAGUGGGUUCCUGUUGAUAAAUGCUCCAAUAUUUCAAGCCAGAUUUGUGUCCUGACAGAAUAUUUGACGCGUAUUCAUGAAUAUUAUACCGUGCGCGUGCAAAGCUGUGACUCCAAUGUUUCAAGUAAAUCAGUGUACCUGACACCAAUUGAAGACACGAUGCUGGGUCCACCGCUCGUUGGUGUUAUCGGGGGUAACCAAUCUAUUAAAGUCAAAAUAAACCCUCCCGUAUCAAGCAUCGGCAAAGAGCAAAACGUUUCCAUGCUGAGCAAUGAAGUCUACCCUGUAAUGACUUACACGAUUAUGGUGGUUCAGCCAGGCAAGAGUCCUUGGCCGUUUAUAAACCUUUCAAAGGAGGCUGUUCAUGAAAACUAUGUUUAUGUGAUUAAAGAUUUGCUCCCGAACACCAAUUACUGCGUGUCUGUUAGUGUCAGCACAAGUAAUAAUUUAAACGGACCUAUUGCAUCUGAAUUAAAGUGUGCCACCACUAAUAAAGAUGUCAAUGUCGAUCUAAUUAUAGUUUGCACUCUUGUUUCAAUUACUUUAAUUGGAUUAGUAUUGUUGCUAAUUGCACUGGACAAAGCUGGGUACCUUUUCUUUGGAAAGCACUUCACCCCCAAAGUUUUGAAACAUUUAACAAAGUCGGAGAGCAUAUUUUACGAAAAUACAGAAGCUUGUCACCAAGCAUGUGUGGUGCCUGUGGUUGUAAAGCAGAAAACCGAGGAGGCCCGUGAGAGCGGCUAUGAAGACUGUGAUCGUGGUUAUUGUAAUAGGAAAAAGGUCCUUGAUAGUGAUCAAAGUGCUCCUCUCACUUCAGAAGAACCUUUAUCAGUAGAAUCUAGUGGCCAAGACUCCAGCUCUUCAACGGGAGUAGCAAUCCUUAAGGAGCUUGCACCAGUCCAGGAUGCUGAAGAAAGCUGGCCUUUAAGAAUACAUGUGCCAGCUGCUGAGACAGACGCAAACUUAAACCUCCCAUCACGCGACAGGGAGACAUUUAACGUCAAUUUAAAUUCUGUUUUGGUAGGAGACCCGGAGAGUCUCUGGAUGGAUGUGCAAAAAGCACAUCCGGACACUGACAGAGAACCUUUAUUGAUCCUUCGUGGGGCUGGAGUGCGUACGGGAGAGGCUGAGCUCGGGUUGUUUGCUAAUGGGCAUGAUGCACAAACAAUACCUGAAUCUGAGGACUACUGUGCAUCAGAGGAAGAUGUUAAUUCCGAUAACGGUGAAUCAGAUGAACAUUUUGUUUCUCAUUACAUGAGGAGAUGCGGUUUUACGACUUAACCCCUUCACAAUGCUGUUAAUACCUGCAUUGCUGCGGCUUUGCAGGAUCCACGAAAGCCUCCCGAGUGAGGCUGACCGUGGAUCAUGGGAGGAAAGCCCUC
Spea bombifrons (plains spadefoot toad) is the source of this 3121-nucleotide messenger RNA. RefSeq names its product interferon alpha and beta receptor subunit 2 (gene IFNAR2). Gene Ontology annotation, molecular function: protein binding. NCBI's taxonomy places the organism in Eukaryota, Metazoa, Chordata, Amphibia, Anura, Pelobatidae. The record is from RefSeq and is a predicted model, not a curated record. Bases 99 to 3020 code for a protein of 973 amino acids. The transcript is spliced from 15 exons.